Molecule: messenger RNA, 6032 nt
Organism: Alexandromys fortis (reed vole)
Lineage: Eukaryota; Metazoa; Chordata; Mammalia; Rodentia; Cricetidae
Gene: Kcnk6
Product: potassium two pore domain channel subfamily K member 6
Exons: 4
Coding region: 2450-3280 (276 amino acids)
Biological process (GO): stabilization of membrane potential; potassium ion transmembrane transport
Cellular component (GO): plasma membrane
Molecular function (GO): outward rectifier potassium channel activity; potassium ion leak channel activity
Source: RefSeq, a predicted model, not a curated record
GUGCUGGCCAAUACCUCGGGACCCGCCAACGCUUCGGACCCCGCCUGGGACUUCGCCUCAGCGCUCUUCUUCGCCAGCACACUAGUCACUACCGUGGAGUUGGCUUCUGUCAGGUCAUCCCCUGGCACUGGCAGAUGGACAAGUGAGGGGACAUAGAUAUGCCUCAGGCACAGCUGGCUGAGCAACUGCAAGCUGCACAGAACUCCCCACUUCUCAGCAUGACAGGGGCUCACCACACCCAGGCUUUAACUCAGUCAGUAAAAGACCCUUGUGAGGCAGCUACCGUUUAUUGUCUGUCUGUCUGUCAUCUGUGAAGCUAAGACCCAGAGAAGCUGGCCAGCUGUCACAUGGUCACACAGCUAGGAUGGUGUAGAACACUGUGACCCACAUUUUUAGUCCUAGCACCCCAGAGGUGGAAGUACUGGGAUUACUACAAGUCCAACGAAAGCUACAACUGAGAUCCUGCCUCGAAAAACAAAACCCAAAAACAUGAGUGAAGUCUGAUGAUAAAGAGGCGGUGAAGAUCUGUUUCCACGAUGCCAGCAGCUAAGGGAUCUUCGCGGCUGGGGAACUCGCAGGCUGAGUGCUUCCAACCAGGAGUUAUGGUGAACUAGUCUGUAUCGGGUGCAUCGGUCCUGAUGGAACGUGGGGGAAAAUCUGAUCCCUUCUGCCACUGGGGAUUGCUCCCCUAGUUUCAGAUCCGGAACAUGGGGUCUGUUUCCCCCGCCCCCCCCCCACCAACCUCGACCAUGUUCUGCUCUGAGAUUUUUGGUUCCACCAGACUGUGCAGAUCUUUUGAGGUCAGUUCUGAAACCCAGCCUGUACAGUGAGUAGGAACAGGGAAGUUCGUUUGAGGGCUCAUGCAUAUAGCUUGGCAUGCAAAAAAGAUAACGUGACCAGACCUGGUGGUACAGGCUUGUAGUCCCAGCUAUCAGAGGCUGAUGAAGGAGGAGCCCAAUGUUAAGGCCUGUCUGGGAGAUUUAGUGGGAUCCUGUCUCAAACUAGAAGUAAAAGAGGUGUGGGGUUCAGCUGUAGAGCAGCUGCCUAGGAUACAGCAGGGGAACCGCUUGACUCAGCCAGAAGUGAAGCUUCUUUGUAGGAGUCACCAGUAAGGGACAUGGUGGAGAAAGAGAGAGAGAGAGAGAGAGAGAGAGUCCUAAAAGAACUUAACACUUGACUAUAUCAAAAUAGUAUCACAGGACCAGUGAUGGAAGAUUACUAAAAUGAAACAUUAAGGCAGAGAAGAGUGUGGGGUGGCACAGGAAAGGGUGAGGAGCGGGUGAUAACGCUGGGCAUGGUGGCUGACACUAGCGGUCCCAGAGAGUCUGACGUGGGGGUGGAGAUGGGGUUAAGGCUGUUCUCGCAGAGGACACAGGUUCAGUGCUGAGCACCUUCAUGGCAGCUCACGACUGUGACGCCAGUUCCAGGGAGUUGGCCUCUCUUCUGACCUGCACAGACUCUUGCUCACCUGUGGUGUCCAUACCCACAUUCAGGCACAGACAUAUACACAUAAAAAUUAAGGUUUUUUUUCUUAAAAACUCUGAAGCAGUAGGAUUGCUAUGAGUUUAAGUUCGUCUGGAAUGAAACCCAGCCCCCAAGAGAUAAAUAAAUUGUUAAAUACAUGUUAGAAAAUGUCAUAAUAGGGGGCUGGAGAGAUGGCUCAGUGGUAAAGAGCACUGGCUGCUCUUGCAGAAGACCUGGGUUCAGUUCCCAGCACCCACAUGGCAGCUCACAACUGUCUGUAACUCCAGUUCCAGGGGGUCCAAGACCCUCAUACAGACAUAAAUACUAGCAAAACACCAACACAUAUAAAAUAAAAAUAAAGUUAUUUUUAAAAAUGUCAUAAUAAAAUCAUUAUUUUAUACAAUGAAUAUACACUAAUUGAAAGGUUACAAAGAGCCCAGAUGUGGUUGCAUGCCUAUAAUUCCAGCUCCUCAGGAGGAUGGAGGGGGAUCAUGGGUUUUAGUGCAUUGUGGGCACAACAGCCGUAUAAUAAACAACACACAAUAAAUAAAUCCAAUUAAAAAUACACAUAAUUUAAUUUCUACUAUUUUAGAUUCAUUAUUGUAUGCAUGUUUUAUUAUAUAUAAUAUAUUUUAUUAAUAUACUAUAUAUAUUGCCUACACAUAUAUAUGUGCAUCACGUGCAUGCCUGGUACCCAAGGAGGUCAGAAGAGGGUAGAUCCUGCCUGGCUGUAUGGCACAUGUCUUUAAUUCCAGCCCUCAGGAGGCAGACGUAGGCAGAUCUCUAUGAGUCUGAGGCCAGUGUCCCCUAGAUUUGGAGUUACAGAUGGCUGUGAAUGACUAUGUGGGUGCUGAGAAUCAAAAUCAGGUCCUUUGCUGGAGGAACAAGAACGUUUAAGCGCUAGUCACCUCUCCAGGUUCCCCAGAAUGAUGGUGAUAAUCAUAGGAGUAAUAGGAAUAGAAUUCUUCCUAAACGAGACUGAAGAAUGCUGUCUCUACCCACCUCCCUGAAGCCUGGCCUCCACACUGGUCCACACCCUGCACCAACAGGAUUCUUCUCUUUUAAGUCAGGGUCUCUCUAUGUAGCCCAUACUGGCCUCGACCUCAGCUUCCUGUGUCCUGAACUUACAGGUGUGGAGCACCAUGCCUGGCUUCCUGCUUUGGGACAUAUGAUAGAUGCCCACUUUGAGAUUACAGGCUAUGGCUACACGACCCCGCUAACAGAUGCAGGCAAAGCCUUCUCCAUCGUCUUUGCGCUCCUGGGCCUGCCUCUCACCAUGCUGCUCCUGACUGCCUCGGCCCAGCGCCUGUCACUGCUGCUCACCCACACACCCCUGUCCUGGCUGAGCUUGCGCUGGGGCUGGCACCCCCAGCGGGCAGCCCGCUGGCACCUGGUGGCCCUGCUGGUGGUCAUAGUGGCGGUCUUCUUCCUGGUGCCAGCUGCGGUUUUCGCCUACUUGGAGGAGGCCUGGAGCUUCCUGGAUGCCUUCUACUUCUGCUUCAUCUCUCUGUCCACCAUUGGCCUGGGGGACUAUGUGCCUGGGGAAGCCCCUGGCCAACCUUACCGGUCCCUCUACAAGGUGCUUGUCACAGCAUACCUUUUCCUGGGCCUGGUUGCCAUGGUGCUGGUGCUGCAGACUUUCCACCAUGUGUCUGACCUCCAUGGCCUCACCGAACUCAUCUUGCUGCCCAAUCCGGACCCUGCCAACCUCAGUCCGGAUGAGGAUGACCAGGUGAACAUUCUGGACACCCAGACAGAUCUGCACCAGCACCUCUCAGCUGGCUCCCAUGCUAACUACGCCUCCAUCCCCAGGUAGCUGGGUAGGUGCUCUCAACAUGGAUACACCUGGCCAGGGCUUUGGGCCCCAUGUGUCUAGAGCGGACCAACAAGAGUGCCCUCGCACGCUCUCCUGACUCUCAAGGCCCUCCGCUGGGAGCGGAGGAGUGGCUGCUCUGCUCCCAUGCCCUCAGCUGCUCAGGGAACCACCACGGCCGCUUUCGCUUCCUUCCUCUUCUCUCAUUUCUUCUCAUACUCGGACCCCUUGUGCCUUCUGACUUAGCUGGUGAGAGCGGUGCUUUAACUCGUCUCGUCGUUCUUUUCUUGUGUCUCGUUCCCUCCUGCUGCAUCAUUCACAGUUGCCGGUUCUUCCGGGCUCCCGGCCUGGGCUUCACUUCAGUCACUGCGUUAGCGGCUCUGUGUUGGCCAAGGGAUUUCCCCGUUCUGAACGCUGUCAUCCUCAGCUGUCUGAUGCAAAGAAUAUCAGACUGGUCCACAGCCCUCACUUUUGUCCUUCUGCUGGUCUGUGCCAGGCACACAGCAGCAGAAUAACAGAAGUGGCCUGGGCCCUGUUCUUUCUGUUGUUGUUUUGUUUUGUUUUUUGAGACAGUGUUUCUCUGUAGUUUUGGAGCCUGUCCUGGAACUAGCUCUUGUAGACCAGGCUGGUCUCGAAUUCACAGAGAUCCAUCUGUCUCUGCCUCCCUAGUGUUGGGAUUAAAGGCAUGGGCCACCACUGCCUGGCCUUGAGCCGUGUUCUUACGGAGCUCACCAACCAGUGAGGUAGACUCACCUAUUUGUCCCUUGCCCAGGCUCUGGAAGAGACAGAGUAGUUAGGACUGAGGAAAGGACCUGAAAUGUCCAGGUGGACUUCUUAGAAGAAGGGAUAAGAACUAACCCAAGACCUGGCAGUCAAGAGAAGAAAUUGUCCCUUCUUCUCAGGUGUCUACAGCUCAUAGUACUUGUGGAAAGAGCCCUGGGAUGGGCCAGCAUCUCCCUCAGUGGCUUGGCAGGCAAGGACUGAUCUAGGAUAUGAACCCAGAUCCAAGGAGCAUGGGAGGUGUCACUUAGCAUAGCCCCACGGUGAUGCUGUGUCUGUUUACUGGGCACUAACUGAUGUCCCUGCGUUCUGAGCCAGUCUUCCUGGGUGUACCCUGUAACUGGGCCCUGCCCUGCCCGUGCAUUUGAACAGGUACUUUACCUCUGGGUUCUGUGUCUGCUAAAUGCUGACCAUAAUAAUGCUAUUCCAAAAGACGACGCCAGCCAGGUGCAGUAGCACGUGCCUGUGAUCCGAGCUGAAGCAGGAAGCUUGAAAUUUCCAGGCCAGGCUGGGCUACACAGCUGGAAUGAGGUAUAAAAUAAUAAUAAUAAUAAUAAUUAAUAAUAAUAAUAAUAACAGUCAAUACGUAUAAGCAAAGGGUUAUAGUGCCAGGGUAAAGAUAUGAGAGAAGGCUGUAGAACACACACACUCAUGGCUGGGACUUAGUAUUUAUACAUUUAUAUCACUUAGGAAGGGGUUGACUGUAACAAACCCCUGGCUGGCACUGUCUGAGUUAACCUAAUUGUUACAUUGUACUUGGACAGACCACACAGAGUGCACAGAGCGCCCACCGGGUUGGGUGUGGGUGGGUGUGAGUCACAGCCAUGAUGCUCUCCACAGUUAUGAAGGGUCUGCUGGCCCUGGGUUCAGCCUCUCUCUUGUUUCUGUCCACUGAAGGCUUAGCUCCCAUGUGUGCUCUCCUGGUGUCCAAAUGCUGUCACAAACCCAGACAAGCUCUUCCUAGGGCAUGCCAUAGACACUUCAGCCAGCGUCCUGAACUUUAAGGAAGGCUAUCUCAUUAGCGAAUCAUGCUAGAAAGUGUUGUUGUCCGAGAGAAGCCCGGACCAUAAAUUAUCUCUCAGACUAGCGUGGAGGUGUGGGAUUUUUGAGGCACAACUCACGUGACUUUAUCGGGAGGGAGUUUUCAGGGAUCCCUCAUGAAAUCCCGAGUUCACAUCCUGAAAAUUCACCCAGGUUUAUCCUCCAUCCUGAAAAUUCACCCAGGUUUAUCCUCCAAACAGCUUUUAUACCAAAACAUAGACUUGGGGGGGGGAAUUCAUUAGCAUUCUGUUUCCUAGGUAGCAGGGAGAUUGACUGUGGUCACGGCCACACUUUUCUAUGCCCAUUUUGUCACGUUUUCCUAUCUUUGCCUGCUCUGACACAUAGUCUGAAUUAACACCUCUUUCCCAGGUGAUCUCCCAAAUUACAAAGAAAGAGCACAGUGACAUUGGCAGAUCCUGACCCUUUGUUUAGGAUGGUGUCAGUUUGUCCCCAAAGGCUAGGUGACCACCUCCUGUGUGGCCAGGUGUGAACUGUGGCCUGAAAUUCUGGCCGCCAUACAUAGUAGAAAUAUGGGCCUGUAUAAUACAGCCCUACAAUCCACUCUCUCUUAUUAAUUUUAAUAAAGCCCGUGCUUCUGUAACAGAACAGAUGAUCAAGUCUGCAUUAGGUAAAGACUUCUCCAUAUGCCCAAAUUUACCCAUCCUUGGAACAGGCAUUCCAUUCAUGCAAGCUCCUGUCUUAGGCACCAGGGGAGAAGAAGCUUCAAACCCGUCUUUGACUGCCGACCUCUGUGAACAAAAGAGAACAGGGGAGAGAGAUACCUUUGGGCUCUGUGUCUCGGAGCCAUACUUUCUAGUCAGGAGAGAUGAUAAUGUUUUAUGAACAUUCAUGCUCCUAAAGGCUACAGUCUCCUAGUUAUAGGAGAGUAGGGUCACCUGAGUUGAAAAUGUUCCUUCAGCUGGUCUAGAGCACC